AUGCUAGUCAGAGGUUCAUCUUCACCGGACCUCCCUAGGCAGAGAAGUUGUUUACCUUCCUACAGAAGACUUGCCAUCCUGAAACGGUCCGAAGGCGAAGGUGGAGAUUCGAUCUACUUAACAAUCGGGGACGCCUACCAAACCCAAACAAUACUAAAAAUACAAUCUUUUCUGCAUAACAUACAUCCUUGGUCUACUACACUAAUGUUUAAUUAA
Molecule: messenger RNA, 216 nt
Organism: Morchella sextelata
Lineage: Eukaryota; Fungi; Ascomycota; Pezizomycetes; Pezizales; Morchellaceae
Exons: 6
Coding region: 1-216 (71 amino acids)
Source: RefSeq, a predicted model, not a curated record